UCCAUGCUGCUUGCUGCCAUGCCCCCUGAAAGGGCUCAUCAAAUCUCUAAAACUCACAUCCAUACAGAAAUCUUGUGUUUUUCAUUGAUGGAGAAGAUGAUUGCAGUGCUGGUGCUUCUGAUCCUGACGUCAGGAACUACGGGUGUUGGUGGGUCAGUGUCUUUUGAAAACCCAAACACUUGUGCCUUAAAGGGAUCAUCAGUAAAGCUCGGGUGCUCGUACACCUACCCAGAUUCGGAAACUGUUAAAUCGAUUGCAUGGUUCAAAGGGGCAUCAAAAAAUGGCACCUGGAAACGUGUUGCGCUCUCAGAACUUCCUUCAUAUCAGAAUCGUUCUGAAUAUAUUGGUGAUCUACAGCACAACUGCAGCCUGGCAAUUCAUGACCUGCAGAUUAACGACACUGGACAUUACUACUUCAAGUUUGAUACAGAGUUAUUUGGAAGGCGGAGUAAAACAUCAGUGCACCUGACUGUCACAGAGCUGAGUGCCAGAGUGCACCCUGACCCAGUGAGAGCAGGAGACAAAGUGACCCUUGAGUGCAGAACAUCCUGCCAACUUUCCAACAUAGUCUGGUUCAAAGAUGGGAGUCCAGUAACCAAACCAGAGUUUGAGGCUAAAGCAGAGGAUGCUGGCAAUUAUGUAUGUGCUUUUGAAGGACAGGAGUCAGUGAUGUCUGACCCUGUGUCUCUGGAUGUUCAGUAUCCCCCAAUGAAUGUAUCUGUUGAGAUGAGCUAUCCUGCGAUCCUGACAGUAGGCACCAGUGUGAACCUGACUUGCCACAGUGCUGCUAACCCUGCAGCAGACAGCUACACCUGGUACAGGGGUACUGCUUCCAGUUUCAGGUCCAUGCUGUAUGUGGGCUCAGGACAGGUGCUGUCUCUCCCCUCUGUGGAGGCGUCCUACACUGGACUCUACCUCUGCCAGGCCAGGAACACAGUGGGGGGAAACAACUCAACCAAGCUGCUGCUGCAUCCACUGUCAAAAGCAGUAAUAGUGGGAAAUACAGACAGUGAGCAUGCAGGUAACCAUGUCAUUUCCCUUGUUAGUACAGUCUUAAUCACUAUGUUGCUACAAUUGUAAUGAUCUUGACAUGCAGGAAGAAACGUAAUAAUGUUGUGGAUGAAAAGGAGAGCAGCAAUGAUUAUGAAUACAUCGUCAUGACCAAAAUCAAAAACAAAGUUACACAGAAGGAAAUGUCUGCAGAUUGCCUCCGCCUGAGCCUGGUGACAUUUCAUUACACUCCGUACAUGACUUGAGAAUGUCUG
This is a messenger RNA of Epinephelus fuscoguttatus (brown-marbled grouper), 1265 nucleotides long. RefSeq names its product B-cell receptor CD22-like. Bases 4 to 1080 code for a protein of 358 amino acids. Lineage: Eukaryota; Metazoa; Chordata; Actinopteri; Perciformes; Serranidae. The transcript is spliced from 7 exons. The record is from RefSeq and is a predicted model, not a curated record.